Molecule: messenger RNA, 461 nt
Organism: Paramecium pentaurelia
Lineage: Eukaryota; Ciliophora; Oligohymenophorea; Peniculida; Parameciidae
Source: the annotation of a GenBank genome assembly
AAUGGAGAAGAGAUUUUAUAAGACAUGUUCAAAACAUGCUUAUUAUUAGUACAUCAAUAGAUUUGAUCCAAAAUUAUUAGCUACCUAUUAGACAGGAUAUUAUCAUGGAAUUGGUAGAUAGUAAGAUAUUGAAUAAUAAUUAUGAAAGAGGUUUAUUCAAGACAUUGGUAUUAAGAUAAGCAGGAGAUAGUAUUGGAAUGGAAGAAGAUCACAGUUAUACUUAUAAGAUGCAUGUGAUGGCCAUGAAUUUAAUGUAUAGAAGUGGAUGGGUAUUGUUUGCUUACAUAUUAAUUUGGAAUACUUUUUUAUUAGGAGAUCCUUGCUAAGUAUCAAUCAAUAAAUUUAUAGAUAGGUGUUUAAUACUUCUUAUUGGGAUUUAGCAUGCAAACCUUCAGGUGAUAUGGAUUACAACACUAGAUAUGAAAUGUUGUAUGUACAAGACAGAGUAUUAAGAUUCUGAU